AAAUCGGCUGGUGGCCGUAGCGCCGAGGUCUCAACCACCGAGUCAUCAGCUAACUUGUUCUUCAUCUAAUGGAAGCGGCAGCACGGAGACAUGCUCUUUCUCCUAUCUUCUUCAUCCACCUCUCCCCUUCUAUCUCUUUGUAGAAAAAUCCCCCUCAAAACUCUAACAAAAACUCUGUCCCACCUCCACUCUACCAUGUCCAUCAAUCUCAAGACCCAUGCCUUUGCUGGCAAUCCUCUAAGAUCCACUACCCCCAAACCUGAAUCCCUAUUUUCCCCCAUUUCAGCCUUUGAAACCCUCAAAUCUAGACUUUUAGAGAAUGCCCUUUUGCCCUCUUCCCCAAUUUUCAAAGUUCUGCCCUUCAGAAAGGGGAGGCCUUUAGCCACCUCUACGAGUCCCACAGGCGAUUCCCCGCCUAUUUGGCAUCUGGGUUGGUUUAAUUUGGGUGAUUUUAAGGGUUUCUUGGCCAAUUCCGAGUUUCAACUGACCGAAAACUCGUUUGUCUAUUUGGGUUCGCGGUCGGAGGACGAUGUAGUAUACUGGGGAAUUGACGUUUCUGAGGAUAGUAGCUUGGUUCCUCAAUUUGGUGCAAAGCACUUUGGCUUCGUCGAGCUGCGGACGCUGAUGGUCGCCACUGAUUGGACUGAUGAGCAAGCCAUGAGUGAUUUGGCUAUUGCUGGCCAUGCUAGGGCAUUGCUAGAGUGGCAUAACAUAUCAUGCUUUUGUGGACACUGUGGAGAGAAAACAGUUCCCAUGGAAGCUGGAAGACGGAAGCAGUGUUCAAAUGCAUUAUGCAAAAAGAGGAUUUACCCUCGAGUUGAUCCAGUUGUCAUUAUGUUAGUUAUUGAUAGAGAAAAUGAUCGUGCACUCCUUAGCAGACAGUCUAGAUUUGUACCCAGAAUGUGGAGUUGCCUUGCUGGUUUCAUAGAGCCAGGAGAAAGCUUGGAAGAAGCAGUGAGGAGAGAAACAUGGGAGGAGACUGGUGUUGAAGUGGGAGAAGUUAUCUACCAUAGUUCUCAGCCAUGGCCUGUUGGGCCAAAUAGCAUGCCGUGCCAAUUGAUGAUGGGGUUCUUUGCCUAUGCAAAAUCAGUUGAAAUAAAUGUAGACAAGGAAGAGUUGGAAGAUGCUCAGUGGCACAGUAGAGAAGAUGUGAAGAAGGCAUUAACAUUUGCUGAAUACAAAAAAGCACAAAGAACUGCUGCAGCAAAGGUGGAACAGAUGUGCAAGGGAGUUGAGAAGGGACAGAACUUAUCUGCAGAUUUCAAUGUGGAAAGUGGAGAACUCGCUACCAUGUUUAUACCUGGCCCCUUUGCAAUUGCCCAUCAUCUCAUCUCUUCUUGGGUCAAUCAAGUUCCAUUGAACGGUGUUGAAGCUCAAUUGAAACAACCUUCUGGUUCUCUAUCAAAUUUGUAGCACUGGCUCAUUUCAUCCUUGGCUUGCUUUAAUCCAAUAUCCCUGUCCCAGUCGCGUUUUCCUCUUGGUAUUAGAACAGCUGAGUUCUCUUAUCUUCUCAUCAUUAUAAAAUCUUUAUGUAAUUAUUUCACCCUUUUUGAAGUACAUUACAUGGGCAGUGCAUGCCCUGUAUGUUAUUCUGAUACUGCUCCAAUCUGAUAGCAGUCUCAUACACAUUUACUAUGCAGAAACUGGCCUUUGUACCUACACAUUUCUUAUUGUUUUUCCUGCUAUACUUACCUCCUUUAGUAUUUGUUUCAA
Messenger RNA from Vitis riparia (riverbank grape), 1713 nucleotides. RefSeq names its product nudix hydrolase 19, chloroplastic. Lineage: Eukaryota; Viridiplantae; Streptophyta; Magnoliopsida; Vitales; Vitaceae. Gene Ontology annotation, biological process: NAD+ catabolic process; NADP+ catabolic process. Gene Ontology annotation, cellular component: cytosol. The record is from RefSeq and is a predicted model, not a curated record. Gene Ontology annotation, molecular function: NADH pyrophosphatase activity.